GCGGUCUCUGGCUGGAGCCCCGCCUCUGGUUCUCGUGCAGAGCCGGGCCGGCUGUGGCUGCGACGCCGCGCGGCUCAGGGCGGGUCCGCCGAGGCAAUGGGGAUGGCUCGCGCGGCCUCCAGGGUCAGCGGCACCCCGGGUGGGCCACGUCCCUUCUCCGGGCCUCAGUUCCCGUUUCCCUAAAACGGGAGCGAAAACAGGGCUUCGAGGCAAUACCGCGCCUAAGCCCCUGGAGAACGCAGGGCCCGUGUCGGCCUGACCCGGUCUGGGGUCCCAAGGCGCCGGCAGGGUCUGGGGGGUCGCUGCGAUGGACUCUCUGGCAGCGCCCCAGGACCGCCUGGUGGAGCAGCUGCUGUCACCGCGGACCCAGGCCCACAGGAGGCUCAAGGAUAUCGACAAGCAGUACGUGGGCUUUGCCACGCUGCCCAACCAGGUGCAUCGGAAGUCAGUGAAGAAGGGCUUCGAUUUCACACUCAUGGUGGCAGGUGAGUCAGGCUUGGGGAAGUCCACACUGGUCCACAGCCUUUUCCUGACUGACCUGUACAAGGACCGGAAGCUGCUCAGUGCUGAGGAGCGCAUCAGCCAGACGGUAGAGAUUCUGAAGCACACAGUGGACAUCGAGGAGAAGGGCGUUAAGUUGAAGCUCACCAUUGUGGACACUCCUGGCUUCGGGGACGCUGUCAACAACUCUGAGUGCUGGAAGCCCAUCACCGACUAUGUGGACCAGCAGUUUGAGCAGUAUUUCCGUGAUGAGAGUGGUCUCAACCGCAAGAACAUCCAAGACAACCGGGUGCAUUGCUGCCUGUACUUCAUCUCUCCAUUUGGGCACGGGUUGCGACCAGUGGACGUGGGUUUCAUGAAGGCUCUGCAUGAGAAGGUGAAUAUCGUGCCCCUCAUUGCCAAAGCUGACUGUCUGGUUCCUGGCGAGAUCCGGAAGCUGAAGGAGCGGAUCCGGGAGGAGAUUGACAAGUUCGGGAUCCAUGUGUAUCAGUUCCCCGAGUGUGACUCAGAUGAGGACGAGGACUUCAAGCAGCAGGAUCGGGAACUGAAGGAGAGUGCGCCCUUUGCGGUUAUCGGCAGCAACACAGUGGUGGAGGCCAAGGGACAGCGGGUCCGGGGGCGACUGUACCCCUGGGGCAUUGUGGAGGUGGAGAACCAGGCGCACUGCGACUUCGUGAAGCUGCGUAACAUGCUCAUCCGCACACACAUGCAUGACCUCAAGGAUGUGACGUGUGACGUACACUAUGAGAACUACCGUGCACACUGCAUCCAGCAGAUGACCAGCAAACUGACCCAGGACAGCCGCAUGGAAAGCCCCAUCCCCAUCUUGCCACUGCCCACUCCGGAUGCCGAGACAGAGAAGCUCAUCAGGAUGAAGGAUGAGGAGCUGAGGCGCAUGCAGGAGAUGCUGCAGAAGAUGAAGCAGCAAAUGCAGGACCAGUGACCCCACCCCAGCCCCACACUGCCAUGGAUAUACUGCCAGUUUCCAGGCUGGCCCAACCCACCCCUGCACCUAGACCAGCCUGGACUCGACCCUGGAUUCAUCUGGAUCUCCAACAGGCCUGGACGCAACCCCAAUCCCAGAGUGGCCUAAACCUGGACCUUUCCCAUCCUGACCUGGAGACUCGGGGUCACAGCACAGCCCCCAACCAACCCUAAUUUAUUCUCAGCAUCAGCCCCUCCCCUCAUUUGUAUCUGUUUCCACGGGCCUGGGCAACAGCCCCCACAACAGGCGCCCUCUGGCCUUGUGGGAGCAGGAGCUAGACUGGGCUAUGACUUUUGAGAUCUCUCCCACUCCAGAAGGUCACAGCACUCAGAUUCCAGGCCCUACUCAGGCAGGCGGGUAAACCACAGCAGAAUAGGGAGCAGAUCCCUGGGAUCUCGGACCUAUUCCCCCACCCCACUGCCACAGCAAGGACUUAGGAGCCCUGUUCCCCUGCUCCAACUGGAGCCCAGCAUAUGUUAUCACACUUUGUGUGGAUAUGGGCUAGGUCCUUUCUUCCUUCCUCACCCGGUAGCUCAUGGGGCAGGUGGGUUUGCAGAAGCACUUAGGAUCCCUCUAGACCUAAGGCAGCAAGCAGAGGAUGGCUGGUGUGCCUGUGAUAACCUAUGCCCCGCCCCCAUGGCUGUGGCCUGCGAGGGCUCCAGGAGCAGUGGGCAGUGGACCAUCCCCUAGCAAUCCUCAUGCCUAGUCUGCGUUCUUCACCUGUCGCUGGAGGUCCCUUCUUCCCAGCAGCACUGUUGCCCUGGGUUCUCUAGCCCUUGCCCCCCCACCCACCCCUCCACCGGCAUGAAUCUUUCCCCAAGCCCCAUUCUCCAGUUUUGUUCAGUUUUGAAUGGCAAGUCCUGUCCUGGUGACAGAACAAUGUUGGUAAACGUC
Molecule: messenger RNA, 2380 nt
Organism: Hipposideros armiger (great roundleaf bat)
Lineage: Eukaryota; Metazoa; Chordata; Mammalia; Chiroptera; Hipposideridae
Gene: SEPTIN5
Product: septin 5
Exons: 11
Coding region: 308-1444 (378 amino acids)
Molecular function (GO): GTP binding
Source: RefSeq, a predicted model, not a curated record